CUAUAGCACCGCGCAAAAUGGAUUCGUGCUGGAGCAACCCAUCUCGCUGCGAGAGGGUCCGUAUUACCAAUUCAACAUGUACGCCAACCUAUUCGGAGAGCCAGACUCGAACGGGGACUAUCCCUAUUGCGAGAUGGAUGUCUACGCCGUCACUGAAGAGUCCUCCCGGUUUGUGACCUAUGGCUACGUUUGGUCUUCGGAUGGAAGUGCCACCGGUUGGGAUUUGAUCAUGGGACAAUGGCAGUCGACGACUACCGAGGCGACUCUCCGGUUGAGCAUUACCUGCUCGCAGGCUUCGACGAGCACACUUCAGAUCUCCAGCGUCUCGUUCUUGGGACCGGAAGUGGUUUGUACCUCCCAGUGUGCAGCUGCCACGACCACCUUGACCGGGGAAUUGGUCCAAGACGGCGAUUUCUCCGACGACGAGAGUACCGUAUGGCGAGACAUGUCACGGAGUACCAAUCUCGACUUGGUGGACGAUGAUGCUCCAGGAGGUGGUCAAUGCGUGUAAGUGAAAAACGCAGCCUUUGAUUGAGAAUGAUUCCUCUAAUUCUGUCGUAUUAGGUUUGUGUCAGGCUCGAACUAUAACUUCUACCAACUCAACCAGACGAUUGCCGAUGCACAAGUUGGGCAAACGUACGUGGCAUCGGCUUCUUGGAGGCUUAAGGCAGAUGA
This is a messenger RNA of Aspergillus fijiensis CBS 313.89, 675 nucleotides long. RefSeq lists its product as uncharacterized. The transcript has a single exon. Bases 77 to 511 code for a protein of 144 amino acids. The record is from RefSeq and is a predicted model, not a curated record. NCBI's taxonomy places the organism in Eukaryota, Fungi, Ascomycota, Eurotiomycetes, Eurotiales, Aspergillaceae.